Messenger RNA from Nylanderia fulva, 605 nucleotides. RefSeq names its product ribosomal protein S14 (gene Rps14). Gene Ontology annotation, biological process: translation. Lineage: Eukaryota; Metazoa; Arthropoda; Insecta; Hymenoptera; Formicidae. Gene Ontology annotation, molecular function: structural constituent of ribosome. Gene Ontology annotation, cellular component: ribosome. The record is from RefSeq and is a predicted model, not a curated record.
CGAAUUGCGCUUCUCUAUAUGCUACAGUUAAUGCUGGAAACGUGUUCUUUUAUCGUUCCUGUGUUAACCCUACCUAACGGGAAAUUAAAAUGCCGCCAAAACGAGGAAAGGUACAGAAGGAAGAGGUUCAAGUUUCUCUUGGACCGCAACUUCGUGAAGGAGAGGUAGUUUUUGGAGUGGCUCAUAUCUUUGCUAGCUUCAAUGAUACAUUUGUACAUGUAACUGAUUUAUCGGGCAGGGAAACAAUCGCCAGAGUUACUGGUGGUAUGAAGGUGAAAGCAGAUCGUGAUGAAGCUUCCCCUUAUGCUGCUAUGCUUGCAGCUCAGGAUGUUGCAGAGAAGUGUAAAUCACUAGGUAUCACAGCGCUGCACAUCAAACUAAGAGCUACAGGAGGUAAUAAGACUAAGACUCCAGGUCCUGGUGCACAAUCUGCUUUGCGUGCUUUAGCCCGUUCAAGCAUGAAAAUUGGACGUAUCGAAGAUGUCACUCCUAUUCCUUCAGAUUCUACCCGUAGGAAAGGUGGUCGCCGCGGACGCAGACUUUAGGUCAUUAUGGCUUUAUAUAUUUCUUUUAUCUUUCAAUAAAUAUAAAAAAAAUAUAUAAUA